GUGAUUUGGCGCUAUACAAAUACAAUUGAAUUGAAUUAUACUCUGAGCCAAAAUAUCAUGUAAAACUGGUAGAAUUUCAAGGUGAAACCCAGGCAACUAGAAAGUUAAUAACUGCAAGUUAGUAUUGUGUGUGUGUGUUGAAUUAUUUAUAUAUGAGCAGCUGGAUGCUCUCCCAGCACACAAUGUAAUUUCCUGAAAAGCAUCACGUGGAGGAAUUAUUUAUCAGUGUGCUACACAACACUGAGUCUAUGAGUCCAGCAGAGAGGUAGAAACCGGCAGUCUGCUGUCCAACCCCAAGAAAUCCAAAACCUUUUGUGUUGUUUCAGCCAGGGGCUCUUGCUCCACACUGAAGGCUGGCGGUAUUUACAUGUCUGUGCACAGGGCCCAUUGUCCCAUGAUCCGUCUGUACAGAGGACCCCUCUUCCCUGAUAUUUCGCUUCAUUGAUGCACAUUUCCGACAAAUUUCUGAUUGGUUUAAAUUACGAAAGCAGAAAUGAUAUGGAGUAAACAUGGGGUUCUGGGGCCUUUCUGUGGUGAACCAGCAUAGAAGACAAAAGGUACGUUUUUCCGGACAACGCCUGCUGGGUCCGCUAUUCUCCAGCUGGGCUUGACUCUAAUAGUAGUAGUGGAAGCAGCUGACUGAGGUCGCUGCGUCUCCUUUUUCUCUACUGGGACAUGAAACGUCUCAUAGACAAUCUUUGAUCUCUGGACUCUCUGGGCUUUGCGCUCGCUGUCAAUCCAGCCAAUCAGCACACGGCUCCGGUCUGGAACGCCUACAAUGUUGGCUAACCGUCCAACGAGGGAGCGCCUCAGGACGCACGCCAUUUUGUCAGUUUAUAAUAGUGGUGGCUGGGGUAUAUUGUUAGCCUCUGGCUGGAACUUGUUGCUCUGUAGUUCUCUGUUGUGCAAUGGACGGAGAGGAUCUGACGAGCUUUUCUCCAGCAUCUCCUACGGCCCGUAUAUCAUGAGCACCACAGCCAAUGGCAACGACAGCAAGAAGUUCAAAGGUGACAUAAGAGGUCCCGGGGUGCCGUCCAGGGUCAUCCACAUCCGCAGGCUUCCAAGUGACAUCACAGAGGCAGAGGUGAUCAGCCUGGGUCUGCCCUUUGGAGAUGUCACCAACCUGCUGAUGCUCAAAGCCAAGAACCAGGCCUUUUUAGAGAUGAACUCUGAGGAAGCAGCUCAAAACAUGGUGGGUUAUUACUCCACAGUGACACCCAUCAUCAGACACCAUCCAGUCUAUGUCCAGUUCUCCAACCACAAGGAACUCAAGACAGACAACUCCCCCAACCAGGAGAGGGCCCAGUCAGCUCUUCGGGCCCUCAGUACGUCCCAUGUUGACAUGGCUGUGGCAGUUCCGAGCACCGUGCUGAGGGUAGUGGUGGAGAACCUGGUCUACCCAGUCACCCUGGACGCCCUCUGCCAGAUCUUCUCCAAGUUCGGCACUGUGCUGCGGAUCAUCAUCUUCACCAAAAACAACCAGUUCCAGGUUCUGCUGCAGUACCCAGAUGGCGCAUCGGCCCAAGCUGCUAAAUUGUCUCUGGAUGGACAGAACAUCUAUAAUGGCUGCUGCACUCUGAGGAUCAGCUUCUCCAAACUCACCAGCCUCAAUGUUAAGUAUAACAACGAAAAGAGCCGAGACUUCACCAGACCUGACCUGCCCAGUGGAGACAGCCAGCCCACUAUGGAGCACCCGGCCUUGGCCACAGCCUUUGCUCCAGGUAUCAUCUCAGCUGCACCGUAUGCAGGAGCAACUCACGCCUUCCCCCCAGCCUUCACCAUCCAGCCUGCAGUGUCCUUCCCAUGUCCAGGCCUGACGGUCCCUGCUCUGCCCGGAGCCCUGGCCUCCCUGACCCUCCCUGGGGCCACCAGGCUGGGAUUCCCCCCGAUCCCUGCUGGGCACUGUGUCCUGCUGAUCAGCAACCUGAACCCUGAGAGAGUUACGCCACACUGCCUCUUUAUUCUCUUCGGUGUUUAUGGCGAUGUGAUGAGAGUGAAGAUUCUGUUCAUCAAGAAGGAAAACGCUCUGGUUCAGAUGUCUGAUGGCACACAGGCUCAGCUAGCCAUGAGCCAUCUGAACGGCCAGCGGCUGCACGGGAAGCCUCUGCGCAUCACACUGUCCAAGCACACCAGCGUACAGCUUCCCCGUGAAGGCCAUGAGGACCAGGGCCUGACCAAAGACUACAGCAACUCACCCCUGCACCGCUUCAAGAAGCCUGGCUCCAAAAACUACUCCAACAUCUUCCCACCUUCUGCCACUUUACACCUCUCCAACAUCCCCCCCUCUGUGGUUGAAGAUGACCUCAAGAUGCUGUUUUCCAGCUCAGGGGCCAUGGUCAAGGCUUUCAAGUUCUUCCAGAAGGACCAUAAGAUGGCUCUGAUCCAGAUGGGCUCAGUGGAGGAGGCCAUCGAGUCCCUGAUAGAAUUCCACAACCACGACCUGGGAGAAAACCACCACCUUCGGGUCUCUUUCUCCAAGUCCUCCAUCUAAGCCUUGGACUCCACCACCUGAAUUCCCAGCACUCCUCUGAAAGUGGACCUGAAUGUGUCCACUACACUCUGAUCAUUCCAGCGCAUGUCUGCAGAAACCAGUGUGAAGUCUGGUGUGCUGCUCAAUUAUUCCUUUGAAUUCAUUUUUAGGUUCUUAACUCUUCUAUUAGGAUCUCUGGAGAAAAUGAUGGAGUUGUGAGAUUAGUCUGGAGGAUGUCAGAGUUCUGGAUUUAAUCUCAGACUUCAGUAUAAUGAGUAUAAUGUCAGGACCCUGGAUGAAGACCUUCUCGACUCCAGUCGGGAUUCACACGGCGCCCUUCUUGUCAGGUUGUUGCCUUUUAGCCACUCUUGCCUUUUGACUUUAAUCUCCGAUUCCAGAAAUUAAAGUCAGCAUAUUCAUUUAUUUCCCCAGAAUUUGACUUAAGCUCUUUAAAUUCUGACUUUAUUCAUUUUGAAUUCUUUCAUCUCAGACUCACAGGUCUCAGUCCUUUCUGUGGCCCUAAUCUGCAUCUGUAGUUUUCCCUUUUUGAAGCAACUUUUCUGUCUUUAAAAUUCCUGCUCUGACAGCAUUUGGGUGGAUUCACCCUCUGGCUGUCGAACCUUAGACCAGGUCUCGCUUAAAAGGGCCUAAUUCAAGCUUCACCUGAUCCCUGUGCCUUAAUCCUGGACUCAGAAUGGCCUUGAUUUUGACUUGUAAAAACAAAAAAUCUCCCAUCAUGCAUCUGUAAACUAGCAAAGAGCCAGUUUACAGCUGAUAAACGUUUACUGUUGCUACGAUGUUUGACAUGUAUAUCUAUAUUUUAUUGCUAUGUACUGCUGGUUACUGUAGCGUCGAACAUGUGAACUGUUGGGUUGGCUGGAUCUUAAUCUAGAUGAUUCCUUUUGAUUUCUUUAUUUACAUGUAUGCAAUCAUUUUUUUAAUCAUGUUUUAGUCAAAUCAGAUAUUGUAGCAAUAUUUUAAUCAUUCCCAAACCUUGAUUUGUUGGCUUUCUUUCUGCUGUUCUUCUCGCCGCUCUGCUGACAAAUGUUUUGUUUGCUGAUUUCUCUUGUGAGUCAUGAUGUGGACCUGUCUGUCACGUUGCCUCUGAACGGUUUUAUUUAUGUUUGUGAUCCACUACAGCUGAAACCAAAAUCGCCUUCUAGAUGCAAAGAAAACAGGCCGCCUCAGGUUUCUGGUUUUAAAGACUAAAAUCAAAACGGUGGCGACCUGGUUUAGGCUAUCUCUGUGUGUUGCUGUGGGAAUGUUCUAUCAGUGACUGCUUCACUUGAUUCAGCCCACUGGUGCCACUGCAGUUGCAAACCAGAUGUCACACCUUCACAGAGUCGGGCAGUAAUUCUUCUUUCUUCUAAUAUGAAAUUGUGGCUGAGAAGAAGCCCUGGAGCCUCAGAAAUGUGCUGAAACGGAAGAUGCUGUUCUGUCUUAAUGUUAUGUCGACAUUCUAGCCACUCAGAUGUCCACCUGACCUCCAGCAGGACAAAGCUCCUCCACGGUUUCCUCCAGGCUGCUAGGGUUUUACAGCUGUGCUGCAUUCAAGACACCUGGGAAUUUGGAACAAAAAAAGAGAGACCUGUUGUACUCAGUUUGUGCGGUGUUCUUUGUCCCAGUUCACUCUGUUCCGCCUCCACUUCCAGACCAGGUCCCAUCUCAUUCCUGAACCUCUGAUGUUCAGCCUCCCCUUUUUCUGAAUUUGGACACAGCUAAUGUCCUCAGCACCUCCCAGCACAUUUCCAAUGGAGCUCUCCGUUCAGUGCCUCCGGCCUUUACCCAAUCACUGGCCCAAGAUCUCACUGAGAUGUGGCCUCAUAGUUUUGGAGACCAAAGAAUAUAGCAGGAAGUGAUGCAGAAAAAGCGUGUCAGUAGAGCUACACAUAGUUUGUGUUCAGACCUAACCCUCACACAGGUGUUGAUUGAACUGUGUGCUCAUUUUUGAAGACAGGAGUUAUCUGAUCUUGUGGGAUUGCAUUGGGUUGUACUCGGAGGUCUACAGUUGUUUAGCGUACUGUACUUGUAUCACUGAGGCUAAACAACAGAAACCACUCGGUGUAACCCAGUCCACAUGAACAGCAGCCUCCACAGUGACCACACAGGUGAACCAGCACCUCUGUGAAACAGUCUGAACACAAACUGGACAUUAUCACCUACAUGCAGGAGGAUUUACUGCAGGACUGCUGGGUUAAACUGACCACUACACAUUGGUGUGUGUGUGUGUGUCUAUAUCUACACCAAGAAUAGUUUCUGAAUACCAUAAAAACAAAAAAAAAAAAGAAGUGAUCUAGUGCAGAUGGACGAUGUGAGCUGAUGAUUCUCUGCUGCCAGAUGUCUGCAUGUCUGCAUGUGGCAUCAACAGUGUCAGUGCUUAUGGUUAGGAAAAGAUCACUUUGGUGUUUACAAACGCCUGUGACAAAGGACACUUACCUGGUCUGCUGUAUGCUGCUGGGUCCUGGGUAGGGCUGGGCCCGAAACAUACUUCACCUGGGUACGUAAAUGCCUCAAGCUCCUUAAGUUCAGUGUCACCACUGUGGCUUUCUUGAAUGUGUUGCUUGAAAAUUUGCACUGCCAGGGUAAGUUACAGUCCAAGCGCUGUAGCAUAAAACAAAGAGAAAGCCGAUCCCUUGUGUUUCGGUUAGCUUCCACUCAGAACAACUGUGGCUGG
Messenger RNA from Monopterus albus (swamp eel), 5144 nucleotides. It is a transcript of the gene ptbp1b, whose product is annotated as polypyrimidine tract binding protein 1b. The record is from RefSeq and is a predicted model, not a curated record. Bases 779 to 2491 code for a protein of 570 amino acids. Gene Ontology annotation, cellular component: nucleus. Gene Ontology annotation, molecular function: RNA binding. Gene Ontology annotation, biological process: mRNA processing. NCBI's taxonomy places the organism in Eukaryota, Metazoa, Chordata, Actinopteri, Synbranchiformes, Synbranchidae. The transcript is spliced from 14 exons.